AUGGACGUUAAACAGAGUUCAUGUGGUGCUGCUGUUGCUGCUGAGCUUCCAGGGAAGACCCGCCUAGUGGUCCACUUGGGCUCUUUCGCACUCGACGCCUGCCGUCUCUCCCACCCCAUCCUCCGCUUCGUCCGCAACCUUGAACCCAAAUCUCCACCCUCCUCCAAACCCAACAAUGGAGUCUCCUCCUCCGACAUCGCCGUCGAUCCUUCAAGCAAUCUCUGGUUCCACCUCUACCUCCCCUCCUCCUCCUCCACCACCACCCUCCUCCCUCUACUCAUCUACUUCCACGGCGGCGGAUUCCUCUCCUCCGCCGCCAAUUCCAAAACCUACGACCUUCUCUGCCGCAACCUCGCCGCUCAUCUCCAAGUCACCGUCGCCUCCGUCAACUACCGCCUCGCCCCCAACCACCGCUACCCUUCCCAAUACGACGACGGUUUUGCAACCCUCAAAUUCAUCGACGCUCAUAACUAUGCCGUAUUACCCUCCAACAUUGAUCUCAACCAUUGUUUUCUCACCGGCGACAGCGCCGGCGGCAACAUAGCCCACUACGUGGCUGUCAGAUACGGCCGACACGAGUUUGAGAAGCUGAAUAUUAUUGGUUUGGUAGAGAUACAGCCAUUCUUCGGUGGAAAAGAGCACAGUGAAUCGGAACUCCGGCUCAGAUCGGACCGAAACCAUGAGGCGGUGAGUGGUGGUGAUAUGUCGGCGGCGGUGAAGUUUCCGGCGACGUUGGUGGUGGUUGGUGGUGGUGAUCCGUUACAGGACUGGCAGAGGAGGUACAUUGAGGGGUUGAAGAAAUCAGGGAAGGAAUAA
This is a messenger RNA of Camellia sinensis, 816 nucleotides long. The record is from RefSeq and is a predicted model, not a curated record. Lineage: Eukaryota; Viridiplantae; Streptophyta; Magnoliopsida; Ericales; Theaceae.